Rotaria sordida is the source of this 756-nucleotide messenger RNA. The record is from the annotation of a GenBank genome assembly. NCBI's taxonomy places the organism in Eukaryota, Metazoa, Rotifera, Eurotatoria, Philodinida, Philodinidae.
AUGUCAAUUAGUAUCAAUAGUCAUGGCAAUGUUUUAGUUGGCAUGCCAUUCAUCAAUCGAGUUUUCUUACUUUCAGUAAACAUUAGUGAUCCAAGAAAAUUAACUUAUGUCAGCAGAAAUACGGGUGGUCGAUCGUUGGGAAAUGGAAAAAGUGUAGCUUGGCUUGAUGAUGGAAACAUGGCUGCAAUACUUGUAAACACUUAUUCAUUAACGUAUCAGUGGUCAUCAUCUCAGAUCUUUUUCUAUGAUAUGGUAUCAAAUACUUAUAAUUCUAACAGUACUCCACUAUCACUUUUCCCUAAUUAUCAUCAAUUAGUACCGGAUAGUUUUAAUUCCGUAUUUUUAAAUAUCAUUUCAUCACCAACAUCACUAACUUUAAUGGAUAAAAGUGGUGAUUUGCUAAUAUUCAAUCCUACACCACCAGGCUUCUUUCCAUCAAUAACAGAUACAGGAUCAAUGCCCUUGAUUACAUCCGAAGAAGUAUGUCUACCUGGUAUUGAUAUUUUUUACCGCCAAUAUCCAUUUGAAACAUCGUCUGGUUCCUAUUUUGAUUGUGAAGAAUCAAUUCGUAAUGCAAAAUUCGAAAUAGGUCUUCAAUCAAUGGCCAUACCACGUACACAUGCCGAAGAACGUAUAUUCGAUUUGUUAUAUGAACAAAAUUUGAUGCUUCAUGUUGAUUUCAUCAAUAUAUUAGCGGUGUGUGACAGCAUAUCACUCACCGGUCUAUUUGGCACGACUUGGUCGACGAUUCGUUGA